CUCCCGUUUCCCUUUGCUGCCUGGCUCGCUGGCUGCACCCCCGUCCCUCCCACUCACACUUCUCUCCUUCCUCGUCAUCAUCGCCUUUCUCUCCUCCUCCUCCCAUCCUCGACUGUAUCCACCAUCCAACUAGGUCUUUGCAACAGCUAAACCGACACUUGGCAACGUCAAAGCAACAACUGCAACUCGUCCUAUAACAACCCAGUUUCCCCCUUCCAAGCAUUGCCCAUAAUGACUGCUACUGCCGAGUACGACUACCUCUUCAAGCUCCUUCUCAUCGGUGACUCGGGUGUCGGCAAGUCGUGUCUGCUUCUCCGAUUCGCCGACGACACGUACACCGAGAGCUACAUCUCGACCAUUGGCGUCGACUUCAAGAUCCGCACCAUUGACCUCGAGGGCAAGACUGUCAAGCUCCAGAUCCAGUGGGACACCGCUGGCCAGGAGCGUUUCCGUACCAUCACCUCGUCGUACUACCGUGGAGCACAUGGCAUCAUUGUCGUCUACGACGUGACCGACAGCGACACCUUCUCCAACGUUAAGCAGUGGCUUCAGGAGAUUGACCGCUACGCCGUUGAGGGUGUCAACAAGCUCUUGGUCGGAAACAAGUCGGACCUGGCGACCAAAAAGGUUGUCGACUACGCCGCCGCCAAGGCCUUUGCCGACGAGCUCGGCAUCCCCUUCCUCGAGACCUCGGCCAAGAACGCCACCAACGUCGAGCAGGCCUUCCUUACCAUGUCCAAGCAGAUCAAGGACCGCAUGGGCUCGAGCUCGAUUGCCUCUGGACCUGGCGGCAAGUCGACCAUCAAGGGCCUCGGCCAGAACGUUGAGCAGAAGGCUCAGGGCGGCUGCUGCUAAAGAUGCGGCGCCUCGCUGUGCGACGCUGUGGCCGUAUGGUGGUGUGAGCAGCCCUUCUGUAGAAGAGGGGUCUUAGAGAUUGUGGUGCAUGUCUAGGGGGUGGAUGUUGGGCCUAUUCUUCUGUUAUUCUCCCAGGCCGCUCCUCUGCGUUCCUCCACCCCGUAGGCGAUGGGCGCGUCUUGUAUAUAUGAAUGUGAACGCCUGAUUUACUAGCA
Messenger RNA from Vanrija pseudolonga, 1070 nucleotides. It is a transcript of the gene ypt1, whose product is annotated as GTP-binding protein ypt1. Gene Ontology annotation, biological process: vesicle-mediated transport. The record is from RefSeq and is a predicted model, not a curated record. Gene Ontology annotation, molecular function: GTP binding; GTPase activity. Bases 232 to 855 code for a protein of 207 amino acids. Lineage: Eukaryota; Fungi; Basidiomycota; Tremellomycetes; Trichosporonales; Trichosporonaceae. The transcript is spliced from 6 exons.